Molecule: messenger RNA, 1059 nt
Organism: Solea solea (common sole)
Lineage: Eukaryota; Metazoa; Chordata; Actinopteri; Pleuronectiformes; Soleidae
Gene: lamtor2
Product: late endosomal/lysosomal adaptor, MAPK and MTOR activator 2
Exons: 4
Coding region: 196-573 (125 amino acids)
Biological process (GO): positive regulation of TOR signaling; cellular response to amino acid stimulus
Cellular component (GO): Ragulator complex
Molecular function (GO): molecular adaptor activity; guanyl-nucleotide exchange factor activity
Source: RefSeq, a predicted model, not a curated record
ACACACAGUCAGCUGACUCGGGUUGAUGACUGAUGAGUAGUUUCGUGUAAAGUUAGCUGUUGGGUCACUUUAACUCCACGUAGUGUUUAUUUGUUUCUUAUUUAAACGCGCGACUGAGUGAGUGAGUGAGUGAGUGAGUGAGUGAGUGAGUGAGUGAGUAAGUGAGUGAGUGAGCGAGUGAGUGAGUGAGGAGACAUGUUACGACCGAAGGCCUUAACGCAGGUUCUCAGCCAAGCCAACACAAACGGAGUCCAGAGCACACUGCUCCUGAAUAAUGAAGGCUCACUGCUGGCCUACUCUGGGUAUGGAGACACUGACGCACGAGUGACAGCCGCCAUCGCAAGCAACAUCUGGGCGGCCUACGACAAGAACGGCCACCAGGCCUUCAACGAAGACAAACUCAAAUUCAUCCUGAUGGAUUGUAUGGAGGGAAGAGUGGCCAUCACACGUGUAGCAAACCUCCUGCUGUGUAUGUAUGCCAAAGAGACGGUGGGCUUUGGAAUGCUUAAAGCCAAGGCAGAAGCACUGGUGCAGUACCUGGAGGAACCAUUGACCCAAGUGGCCGCAUCAUAGUGAGGACGUGUGUCACUUCAGUCUGCCUGGAAGUUAAAUGAAAAGCAUCAUGUGAUCCUACAACUCAUCAACUGUGUGUGUGUGUGCGCGCGUGUGUGCGUGCGCGUGUGUGUGUGUGACUACGCAGCAUAUUUAUAAUCAUGUUAUUGAGACUAACGACUUGUGUCUUUUUUAACUGUUUGUUGUCACGUAUGAGUUAGUAAAAUGUUGGUAAAGCUACUGAAAUGAUUCCACUGUCGUCUUGGCUCACAUUUGCAGUUUGGAAUCAUAUAAAUGGACUUAAAGGGCUAGUUUGAGUCUUUGAAGUGUGGGAGACUGAGCAGUUUAUAAACUUCAGUUUCAAGUUGGAAAAGGCUGAUGACUUACACUGACAUGUGCCAGUGCCUGAUACAACCUCACUUCAAUCACCUGAACUGUCACAUUAAAUGACGUCUAAUCUUAUCUUCAGUCUCAGAGCUGUCAAAUAAACUCUUCUUUGAAUUCAGA